Messenger RNA from Racocetra persica, 439 nucleotides. The record is from the annotation of a GenBank genome assembly. NCBI's taxonomy places the organism in Eukaryota, Fungi, Glomeromycota, Glomeromycetes, Diversisporales, Gigasporaceae.
AUAUCCACUCUCUAUAAUGUUGUCUCUGAAUUUGAUAAACACAAUAUUCCACUUGAAACAAUCUGGAAUGAUUUGGAUUACAUGGAAGGAUGUAAAGAUUUUACGUGGAACCCUAUAAAUUAUCCGCGUGUAGAAGUUGCAGAAUUUGUAAAUAAGUUGCAUGAGAAUAACCAACAUUAUGUGGUCAUAGUUGAUCCUGGUAUAAAAAUUGAGAAUGGAUAUUGGGCAUAUGAAGAAGGUGUUAAGAGAGGCAUUUUUAUUAAAAAUGCAAAGGGAGAAAAUAUAGUUGGUCAAGUCUGGCCUGGAUUGACUUAUUAUCCUGAUUGGUUUAACAAAGACACUGAAAGAUAUUGGGGGGAUGCUAUCGAGAAGUGGUUAUACAACGUUGAUAUUGACGGAUUAUGGAUUGAUAUGAAUGAACCAGCAAGUUGGUGCAAAG